AUGUCUGUGGUGGUGCAGGUGGCUGGCGUCAACGACAGGCCGCUCCUGGAUAUCUACCAGGACAGGCAGGCGAUACCGGAGGACCCUGGGGAGCCCGUCCUGCUGAGCCCGCUGUUCGUCACCGACGCCGACGCCGGGAGCAGCCCGCUGGAGCUCACCUUCGACCUGGCGGAGGGCCACGACGACAACCGGCUCCACAUGUGCGGCCUCUUCCAGGUCGACCUCCGGGAGCCUCUGGAGCACACGCUCGACGAGGGCGGCUGCCUCCCAGGGGGCGCCUCCCGGCUGCGCUUCCGGGCCACGCUGGAGGCCUUCAACAGCAUGCAGGCCGGGGCGGGGCGCCUCCGCUUCCUGCCCGCGCCCGACUGGCACGGCGCCGCGCUGGUGAACAUCACGGUGGACGACCUGGGCAGCGGCCUGGGCGAGGCCGCGAGGCAGACCGCGUCCCGGGCCCUGCACCUCGCCGUGGAGCCGGCGGUGGACCCGCCGAGGGUGCGCUUCCUGUGCGAGGGCGCCGCCCCGCUGGUCUCCUACGGCUCCGCCUGCCUGGAGGUGCGAGGCUGCCUCGAGCUGUCGGCUGGCGCAGAUGACCUCGACGAGGACACCUCCAUGUGGCUGUCCGUUUCGAUCAGCGAGCCCAGCGCGGCUCUGUCCUUGGAGGAUGCCGCGCCAGUGCGGGUGUGGAACGAGGGCACCGCCUCGUUGCGAGUGCUCGGACUGUACCGGAACGUUCGGGACUCUCUUGGCGCAUUGGUCAUCCGCCCACCACCUGGAAUAUUUUCUGGCAAGGAAGACCCCGAAGUGCUCUCGUACGAGAUUUCCGUUGCCGUCGUUGCCCUGGGGCAGCUGUUCAACGAUCCGUUGCCGUCUUCGUUCGACGAUUACCCUAACGACAGUCUCACCUUCCCGGUCGAGUUCCGCAGGGUGAACGAGGCGCCCAGGAUAUUUUCGGACAUUGUCUAUUUCUCAGCUUCGCAGCUCAACCCGUCUGUCGGCUUACCUGGACUGUUCGUUCUCGACGCAGACGCGCAUGAUGACGAUUUGGUGGAGAUCACUUUCGAGGUGGAUCCAACCAGUGCGGGCGGAGCGGUGUCUUUCGCUGGCUGGCAGGACGUGUCGAUCACUAGGCGGAUGAACUUAUCAGAUCUCAACCAGGAGUUGCACGACCUAAGCUUUACCUUCCAGGAUGAUUCCUGGUUCGGUGUCACUGCUUUGACGGUCAGCGUUACCGAUCUGGGACACCGCGGUUGGAAUGUCAAGGGAUACAAAAGCACACGCCAUCAAGAAACGAAGCCUCAGGUGUUGUCCUUGCGUGGAGGCUCAGUCAGCCUUUUACCAGACGACACAUAUCAGUACUUCUCCCUUUUCUCCGGGGACUUCACAUGGGAGGUAUUCUGCAAGCGCCUUUUGCCCAGCCUUACAGACACGACCCUAGGCACGACAGCAUCUCUGUUCACGCAGCCUAGCUCGGCUACGCCGGCAUCCGACAUCCUCUUCAGGAAUCUGCCGCUGGGUGUGGACAUCAACAGCACGGACUUCAGCAGCAAGUUCGUGGAGGGUGCGGGCAGGAACGACAGCAACGUCUCUGGACCACCCGUCGUCUCCAUUGAGAUUGAUGUCGACGGCUACCCCACCGUCCUCCUCAGAUCGGACGCCGGGCUCGAGGUGUUCGAACGUGGCGGCACGAGGCUCGCAGUCGGCACCUGGCACCACCUGGCGCUGGUGGUCCGGCGCUCGGGGCACGCAGAGGCUCCGGGCAAGCCCAGCGACACCACGCUCGGCGAGGUGGUCCUCUACGUGGACGGGGCGGUGGCCGCCUCCCGGACCGUGGCCGCGGGCCGCGCGGCGUUCAUGGGGCCCGCGUCGGGGGCCGUGCUCGCGCUCGCGGGCGCGGCCGCGGCGCCGGGCGCCGCGCCGGGCGCCUCGGGCGGCGUGGCGCUGUCGCGGGCGCGCCUGUGGGGCCGGGCGCUGGCGCCCGCGGAGCUGGCGGCGUGCGCCGAGUCGCCGCGGCGGGCCUGCGAGGACGACGACGCCGGGGCCAUCGCAAUGGCACACCUGCUGGGCGAGACCGUCCGCGGGUGCGCGGACAUUGGCGACAUGUGCAGCAACCCCGCGCACGGGCAUGCCGUCAGGUCCACGUGCUGCCACACGUGCAGCAUGUUCGAGGCCGAUGCGGGCGUGGGGCACGAGCAUGCCGCGCUUGCCUUCCUCUUCGAAGGUUCGCUCGGGGAGGAGAGCGGGCGCACGGCCGCAAGACCAGUCGGCAGCUGGUCAUUCGACUUGGACGCCCCACCGCCCUGCCUGGGUCUGAACCAGCGGCCCUUCGACAGCCUUUUCGAGCACUGUGUCUGCUACGACCGCUCUCUGGACGAGGAUGGUGCUGGCUACGUAUGGCAUUCUCCGCAGGCGUACGCCGCCAUGACUUCGGGCAUGAGGCCGUACGCAAACAACACGGUGCACAGCUCACGCGAUGAGGGUCACACGGUCUCCGUCCUGUUGAGCGUCUACCGCUAUUUCGUCAACAGGCCGCCGUCCAUCGCCCUCCUGGAGCCCGCCUCUGGCGUGCUCAUCACGUUGGAGGGUUCGCGUGUGGCCCCCUACCAUCCCUCCUUCGUUGUCCUGGAGGUGUCGCACCGGGCCGCCGAGCAGAUGGUGCCGCGCCCCCUCGCGGUGGCGCUGAGCACCGAGCACGGCCGCGUGCGCUCGCUGUCGACGGCAGCCGCCACCCGCCUGGCCUUCGACCGCCGACGCGUGGAGUACCGCGCCCCGCUGCACGAGCUCAACGAGUUCCUCUCGCAGCUGGAGUACACGCCCGACCCGAACUACGCCGGCGACGACGUGCUCUUCGUCACCGUCACGGACCUGGAGUUCACCAUCAACGCCAGCGUGCCCAUCGUCGUGUCUCCGCUGAGCGACCCGCUGAGCCUCGUCUGCCCGCCCGGCAUCGACGUGCUCGAGGGCAGCCAGGUCAACCCGAUCGGCGCCAACUUCUCGGUGCACGACGGCGACCAGCUGCCUGGCCACAGCGACGAGGAGACGCUGGUGGAAGUCCGGCUGACUGUCGGAGGCGGGAGCCUCCGCCUGCUGCCGGGCGCGCUGGCCGGCUCGGCCAGCCUGCAGCAGCUGCUCCUCUCCGCUGGCAACGGCGUGGAUCUGGAGAGCCUCAUGAAUGACACCUUUGCGCCGGUGCCGGCGAUUGUCUUCGAGACUACCAUCGGUGGCCUCCGGGACGUCCUCGCCGCGGUGGCGUUCACGCCGUACCCAGUGCUCUUCCACGGUGUCAUUCACCUCGGCCUCGAGGUGACCGUCAUCGCCCGCGGGGAGAGCGCCCGCUGCGACGUCGGCAUCGUCGUGCACCCCGUCAACUCGCCGCCGGCCAUCCGCGUAGACCACGCGCAGCUUGAGCGCGCGCUCGGCGGGCCCACCAUGAGCCCACAGCGGAACGUGUCCCUGGCGGGGGUCUUCCUCCUCAGCGACCCAGACGAGGAGGACUUCUUCGGAUGGUUUGCAGACCGCACUCACUCUGGCCGCAUGGGCCUGAACGUGACCUGCGGGUCGUUGUCCUUUGGCGAGUACGGCGACCGGGAUUACGUGAACGGUGCGCAGCACGGGUCGAUCGCCGGCAGGGAGGGCAUGACCUUCUGGGCCGGGGAUGGCAGCAGGGAUCCACACGUUGAAGCUCUGUCCACCCUGAAGAACUUGAACCACCAGCUGCAGAGGCUCCGCUACUACUCCGAGGCCUGUCGCUCCGUCGGCGUGGCGCUGACGGUGGAGUUCAGCGACCUGGGCAACUUUGGGGAGGGCGGACCGCUGGUCGCCCACGCCGAACUCAUCAUCGAUGUGGCCGACUCGUGAGCUGCUCCAAGGCAUUGACGGUGGAGUCCAGCGGCCCAGGUGGUAGCUCUGGGGGAUGGCGAAUCGCUGAUCGCCCAUGCCGAUCUCACCGUCCCGCUGCCGCGUCCCGGCGAUGCCGGGGUGACGCCAUGGCUCUUAUCUCUCCCCGGUCCUUGUUUCCUGUUUUUUUCUCUAUGUCUGUAUAAUGUUGAAUGACACCUGAUACUAUAUAUAUAAUACCACAUACGUGUAUACAAGUAUGUAAACAUGUGCCCCGUCCCGCGAAAGGCCCUGACGCAGCCUCCUCACGAGGACCCCGGGUCCCAGGCGCUCUGCCCCACCGCCUCUGCUGCGAGCGGCCGGGAGCAUGCCACACUCAACGAGCCCGGCAGCGCCUUUGGAGGCCCCACCAGCAGGCCCCGCUCAGCGCUCCACCCACGGCGCGUCGGAGACGGCUCAGCCUCCUCCGGACUGCAGCGCCCUGCCGAGGAGCCCCGGCCUCGCAGCAGUCGACAACGCGGCAGCGCGGGGCCGCCCCCGGCCGGCCCGCGCAGGGGGGAAGGCCCGCCUCGGGCAGCGCCCUUCCCCCACAGGCCCAGCCUGCUGACACCAUCGAAGUCACGCAGCUCGCACGAGCACUCGACCGCGUCCAGUCCACCUCGGACCACCUGUCCCUCGACAUGGGCGCCCUCAGCGAAGCUUCUCGUCGAGGCCCGUGCGCCGCCUGGCAAGCGUCCACUGGUGGCCUGCCGCCUCUGCGGGUCCUGAAGGGGUGCUGGCUGGAUGCCGCCACUGUCAGCGAGGCACCGUCAUGCCACAGACGGGUGCAGGCUUCGCCUUACCCUACAGGUGAGACUCGGACGGCUGCGAGGCAACGGUCACAGUACACCACUGCUCUGCUGGGUAGGGGUCCCUCUCGCCCCCUCACGCUCUCUCCUCCCAAGACGGUCGACCGCCCAAGAUGGCGUGAAUGGCCCAUUGUUGCCGAAGGGCUAUGGCCUGUGAGCGGCGGGCGCGCCGCGCUUGCCCGGCGGCCUGCGGACACGCGUGUCUCAGUGGUUCGAUCUCCCUCUCUCUCUGUAUC
Prorocentrum cordatum is the source of this 4918-nucleotide messenger RNA. NCBI's taxonomy places the organism in Eukaryota, Dinophyceae, Prorocentrales, Prorocentraceae. The record is from the annotation of a GenBank genome assembly.